AUGAACAGAAUAAUUACCAUCUCCACCGCCGUAGCAGUAGCUGCAACAGGCACUUACCUGUAUCGCAUCCAAAGCCACAUAUCCCCCGUCCCUAUCCACAGGAUAUCCAGCAGUCCCCAGAUCCCCGAUGCCUUGAAACAGUCCAAAGCUGCAUUGGCCGUCAAUCCAAAUGGGCAUGUUACCAUCACGGAUACGCGCUUCACCACCCUUGAGCUGCCCAACCGCUUAUCCGACGAGCAAAUCUUAGCGCGAUUCGUGAAGGGCUUUUUUGGCGGAUAUGUAUUCGGGCCUGAGAGCGGUGUGUUGAGGGCUGUGGGCAAAGAUCUAAUGCGCUUCGAGAGGUUAAAAGACAUACCGGUAUCGUCAUACAUCUGGGCCCAAUCCGCACUUUCCAGGGAAACCGUACCGCCUCUUCACUCUGUUCUCUUCGGCGUCUUUAGGGUCGCUGAUUGCCAUUUUCAAUCUCCUGGCGACGAGAAAUAUCCCGAAUUAUCACAGGGCGGCAGUUAUAGCUACAUUGACGUCGCGUUUGGGUCUGAAAAGGGGCCUAUUGCAGGUGUACAUCGCUUCUCAGUGACGCGGGAUGGGAGAGUUAAAGAAGAUGGAGGGAAGAACGAGAGUGUUACAAUUGAGUUUGCACAUGUGGGAUGUAACCCGAAAGAGAACAAGCCGCUGAAGCCGGAUUUUGUGCAGACUUUGCACCUAUGGUAUGCGAUGCUGUUAUUCAGAGAAGGGGUGGCGGAGGUGAUGAAGUAA
Molecule: messenger RNA, 756 nt
Organism: Cucurbitaria berberidis CBS 394.84
Lineage: Eukaryota; Fungi; Ascomycota; Dothideomycetes; Pleosporales; Cucurbitariaceae
Exons: 2
Coding region: 1-756 (251 amino acids)
Source: RefSeq, a predicted model, not a curated record